Salvelinus namaycush (lake trout) is the source of this 1529-nucleotide messenger RNA. RefSeq names its product hepatocyte growth factor-like. Bases 657 to 1052 code for a protein of 131 amino acids. The transcript is spliced from 4 exons. Lineage: Eukaryota; Metazoa; Chordata; Actinopteri; Salmoniformes; Salmonidae. Gene Ontology annotation, biological process: proteolysis. Gene Ontology annotation, molecular function: serine-type endopeptidase activity. The record is from RefSeq and is a predicted model, not a curated record.
AGUGGUUUAGUUGUACUCCUCAUGCCGACAUCACAGAACCUUGCUUCCAUCAAGACUGUGGCCAUUGGCAUCAUUAUUAGUUCAGUAGCUUGUUGCUGACUAUGCAAUGUGCUGUAUGUGGGUCAUUGAACACAGUUGAGGAGCCAGAUUGAGUGAGUUUGUAGAGUGCCUGCUGAGGCCUUCUAUAGUCUAUUGUCAGUUUAGUGAUGCUGGUAGCUGUGGUUAGUAUGUGGCCAAUGAUAAGUGUUCAUACAGAGAAUAGAGUAGAAUACUGCAGUACUGUAUUUUACUGUAUUGUAUUAUAGUGUUUAUACAAGCUGUGGCCAAUCUUUUCUCCAGCUUAUACCUCUUAUACUAUGUUCAGUUUAUACUGACUGGUCAAUGUGUGGUCAACCCUAUUUGGAGUGUGUCUGACAGUAGUCUCUGUGGUCCUCAGUGUUCCAGACCUGAGUGAGUACAGUGUACAGGUGGGCCUCCUUCACCUCAACUCGUCCUUGGACCACCCCAGGCUCCGCAUCGCACACGUGGUCUGUGGCCCGGAGGGAUCCAACCUGGCCCUGCUCAAACUGGCCAAGCCUGCCCCUCUCUCUGAGCAUGCCUUCACCAUCCAGCUCCCAGUAGCAGGCUGUGGGGUCACAGACGGAACCAACUGUCUCAUGUACGGCUGGGGAGAGACCAAAGGGACAGGAUAUGAGGGGGCACUGAAAGCUGUGAGUCUGCCCAUGGUCAGUAACGACUGGUGUUCUGAGCUCCACGACAAAACCCUGCCUGUCACCGACAGCAAAGUGUGUGCCGGGGGCAAGAAAGACCAGGGAGUGUGUGAGAGAGACUACGGUGGCCCGUUGGUGUGCCAGGAACGAGAGAGCAAAGUCAUCGUGGGCGUGAGCAUCCACGGCCGGGGCUGUGCCCUGGCCCGGCGGCCCGCCAUCUUCGUCAAUGUGGCCUACUACUCGGGGUGGAUCCAUAAAGUCUUCAUACACUACUCCAGGUUGGAGGAAAAACUACUGGAAGAAGCACAGACUAAACCACUCCAUUCAGGACUGUACCACUAGCAUGCAAGAGGAGGGAUGGAGCAUUCAGGACUGUACCACUAGCCUGCAAGAGGAGGGGUGGAGCAUUCAGGACUGUACUACAGCACUAUAAGAGGAGGGGUGGAAUAUUUAGGACUGUACCACAAGCCGGUAGGAUGGAGAAUGAUCUGUCCAACAGAGGAUGCCUAACUAACAAGACGGUUGGGAGAUGUAAGAAUGAGGAAACUGACUUUAUGGGAAGCAGCCAUUUUGGGGCUUCGUGGCUGGACGUCGCUUCAGUUUUUGGAGGGAAAAAACACCAUGAAUGGAAGAGAUAUUUUGGGAUGUUCAGAGGCUGGGAAUACAAUGACAUGUUCAGAGAGGCUGAAAAUGAUAAGAAGGAUUCUUAUAAUAUGCAAAUUGAUUAAUGCAGGACCAGGUUGUUACGCCUUGAUCACACUGAUAGCGUCAUUGCGCAAAGUAGUACCUAGCAUCAUUUGGAUUGUGUGCAACAAAAGU